CCCAAGUGAGACCAUAUCAAAGCGUUCACGGCCCCAACUCUUAUGAACCAGCUCCCCAAACUCGUAGUCAACAUGGUGUUCUGAGCUGUUGCCUCUUGCCAACGGCAUAUGCAGCUUCCCCUCCCCUCUUUAUAUUCUCCCCUUCCCUGCCUAAUAUCUCAUUCAAUCGUGUCUAUUUGUUUCCUCCAUCGACUUUAACUUAUGCUCAAUGUGCCAAUCCACCUUUGAGAGCCCACGAUGGCCACGAUCGAGCCACGCUUAAUCCAUCUGCUCAACGAGCCGACGAGACCGCAACUCAACCAUGCCGAUCUUCCACCGCUUCAUUCCCUUGCAUUCCCUUCUGCCACAGAUCGAUCAUUGGCCCCAAUCGAGUCUGACACGAAUCAUCGUGGUGAUAGACCACUUGCUGACACGCAGUCUGUUAUUAACGCUGUUGAUUUAAUAAAUUUGACCAACGAUGAUAUUUCUUCUGAACCCCGCAAGGAAGGGAAUGCUCAGGAUGGAAAGAUUGUACCGGCUUCUGGAGGAUUUCCGCUGCGAGUAGCUUCAAGCGACUCGGAUGCUAUAGAACCAACCAAUUCAAUAAGUCGGUUAUUAGACGACGGUCCCGAGCUUCUUGAAGACGUAUCGAACAAAAAGCGACAGCGCAGCCUUCAUGUCAAAGAUGAUUUCAUGCAGCUCCCACAACCACUGAAAAAGCAAAAAGCCGCCCAGCAAGCGCCAGUAAUGCCACCGAUCAUCAACGGGCUUCACGAACCUCCACCUCACGCCGCUUUGUUUCCUCCUAUAUCGUCUGAUUCGUUUGAUAGCAAGGAUGGCUCGCAUAUGAAGACAAUGCCCGAUUUUACGCAGCCUUCCGCCCAGUCGUCCACUCAAGCGUCUCAAGAGGCUGAAUCGGUUUCGGUAGCCAGCAAAACGCGAAAGCGGACCAGCAAACCGAGACGGAAGUGGUCUGAAGAGGAGACAAACCAUUUGUUAUUGGGCGUCAAUCGACAUGGGGUCGGAAAGUGGACGAGCAUACUUGAAGAUGCCGACUUCAAGUUUAACGACCGGACAGCUGGGGAUCUUAAGGAUCGGUUCAGGACGUGCUGCCCCGAGGAGCUCCGCAAGUCCAACCGGUCGCUUGAACUAGACUCGCCUUCACGCUUCGACCGGGGGUCGAAGCAGAAGGGCAAGGCAGAUGUGCACUUGGAAAGGAUAUUGAUAGAUGGAAAUGGUGCAUCAACAAAAGACACGGCCUCAGCGAUGCAGCAAGAGGUUGACACUACUCCUAAACAGAAAAAAAGUCGAGCACAUCGCAAGAAGAUGGAGGAUCUUGUGGAGCUCGGUAUUCAUGGACCCUUCAAGAAGUCUCAUCGCCGCGAACGUCGACCUUUUACUGAACAAGAUGACAUGGAAAUUCUUCAGGGUUUAGAGAUCCAUGGACCCGCUUGGACCAAGAUUCAAAGGGACCCGCGCUUCCAUCUUUCCAGUAGGCAACCAACAGACUUGAGAGAUCGAGUACGCAACAAAUAUUCCAGUGUUUAUCAACGAAUAGAGAAAAGCAAUCUUCAAGUCAGGGAGAUGAGCCGAGGGAACGAUGUUAUGGAACCAUCUGUGAGAAUACCAGCUGGGAACUCAUUUAAACCUCGGAAGGCUACAACAUUAGAGCCACAAAUGAACCAGUCGACUUCGCGCGAAGAUCUUUCUCGAUGGCCAGCUCAGCAAAGAAUCGAGACUGGCGAAAUUAUGGGAGCAGGUCAUGUAUUCGAGUUCGGUGAAACUAUGCCACCUCAAUUCAUGGGCGGUGAAAUGGACAUCUCGCGCUUAUUACUUGACGAUGCCAAGCUUUCGCCAGCGAUUCCACGAUUUGGUAUUGAGGGCAUCCCUGGUCUUUCUCCACCAGCAAAUACCCCACAGAAAAGUCACAACAAAGAAGGAAUGCAACACCCGAGUAGGUUAUCAACAGUCGGGCCAGCAUCUAUAAGUCGCGGUGCUCUGCAUUAACGUUAUGAAAGUUAGGAGUCGGGAAAUUGGUUUGCAAUGUUAUUGGGCGUAUAUAGAUUGAGACUUGGAACUGGACGAACACACAGCACGCGCUGGUUAUCGAUCGCUUAUUACUUGUAUCUGAUGGUAUGUUUCGGCGCUGGAAGGAAAGAAAAACACGGGUGCCUCACCGGCAAAGAUGGGAAUGUUUCAAAAGUUGUACAUCGUCGAUUCUGUAAGCCGCUCAUGACAUCCAAAAAGGAUAUCUUGUCAUACUGACGCCGGCAAAGGUUUAGUUGAAGAUGACUUCAGGGGCAAACAUGCACGGGAUACACCAUGCAUAAUCUUAAUGAUAAGAUAAUUCAAUAAAACCAUUUGGUCAAAAGACCUAUUUGAGGUUA
Fusarium oxysporum Fo47 is the source of this 2366-nucleotide messenger RNA. Its product is annotated as telomere repeat binding factor family protein. NCBI's taxonomy places the organism in Eukaryota, Fungi, Ascomycota, Sordariomycetes, Hypocreales, Nectriaceae. The transcript has a single exon. The record is from RefSeq and is a predicted model, not a curated record. Bases 238 to 1986 code for a protein of 582 amino acids.